This is a messenger RNA of Phlebotomus argentipes, 2818 nucleotides long. RefSeq lists its product as uncharacterized. Bases 459 to 2804 code for a protein of 781 amino acids. The transcript is spliced from 6 exons. NCBI's taxonomy places the organism in Eukaryota, Metazoa, Arthropoda, Insecta, Diptera, Psychodidae. The record is from RefSeq and is a predicted model, not a curated record.
CAGUGUCGUGCGGGCAGGUAGAUUGAGCAGUCGCGCGCGCGGAACAUCUGCCGUCUGAGCAGAUAGUGCCCUUUUUGUGACCCUGUGUUUGUGGCGAAUCUGCCGCCCUGGGAAGUUUUCCUCAGCAACGACAAAAUUUUCCAUGGGUUUGUUUAAUCAAUGCCCACCGCACGCGACACUAUUUUCUGCUUCGCCACUUUUUUGUGUGUCUCUUGACCGUGUUUAAUCGAUUUUCACCAUCACAACAUUCACCUGUGCCUGUUGGAAAAGCUCAAUUUUUCCUCCGCCCCACAGAAGACAAACAUAGAAACGGCGCGCCGCGUGACAGAAAAUAGAAGAUGACCUAAUCCACACUCUUUCACCUCCUCCAGCAUAUUUGCAAAAGUGCGGUGUUACUCGAGUGAAAAGCUCACGUGAAAAUUUUGUGCCUGAGACGCAGUUUCGACGCCCAAAAAAACAUGGAUACGAUGCUCUAUGAGAGUGCAAUGCUGUAUGACAGCACAUUCGAGCGGGCAACGGCGAUGGACCUGGAGCCUUGUCCCUACUGCGGACGCACCUUCGUGCCGUCGACGCUGGAGAAGCACGUGAUAAUCUGCGAGAAGACGGCGACGAGGAAGCGAAAGCAAUUCGAUUCGUCGCAGCAGCGCCGCGAGGGCACAGAAUUGGCGACUUAUCUGCCGAAAAGCCUGACCAACGGAAGAGAAUCGCGAGUUUCACCACCAAAAACGAACACUCUGAGGCGCGGAUCACACGUGAGAUCGCCGUCCGUCGAGAGGCGUUCUUCCACGCAGUCACUUAACUCACUGGGCAGGGAGUCCGUGGGCGGCACGUCCAGGCGGCGCACAAUCGCGCCGCCGCAGGCGGACAAGUGUCCGCACUGCGAGCGGACGUUCGGGAUGCGCGCCUACGAUCGCCACGUGGAGUGGUGCGCGGAGAAGGCGAAGCUCUUGGACAAAUCCACAUCGCCGACCGUGAGUGCGGCCAAGGAGCGCCUCAACGCCAGGAUCAACUACAGAGCGCCGACACUCAGAACGAAGCGCGGCCUGAACAGGGAGAAAUACUCGCCAGGCUUCGAUGAUUCCUACUCAGAGUGCGGCACGAUGACACCAAAUUCGAUCGUCUCGUGUAAUCCACGAAUUGACUUUGGCCGGAAGAAUUCUACUAACUCAAUGACGUCGUCAAUCACGAGCGAAAGCGGCUUCUCGGACAAGUACGAUCCAUUUGUGUCUGCUAAGCGGCAAUUGGAGGAGCUCUUCUCACCCUCACAGCCCACAAAGACCACGCCGACGGUCAGGAAGUCUCCCGCCAAGACUCCUCAGUCGAAUGGCGCGAAAAGCAGCCUAAUCAGUCCGACAACGCAGCUGAAUCAGCUGAAAACCUCCAACUUCCGACGCACCUCCUCGCUGCGCAUGCCGAAGAAGACAUCUCCGCCCAAGACCUACUAUCCAUCGCGAGCUGUGGAAUCGAAGAUUCAGCGCGGCAUCUCAGACGAGGGUCCGAUCAGUUCGAACUUCGUCAAGCCCGAAGACUAUGACGAAAUGCCCGUGCGGUCGGUUUAUGCGACGGACUUCAGCAGUGGCCGCAAGACGCCGCAGACGCCCUCAACGCCGGCCAGUCGCAGAAAUCUGAAGUUGGACCUGAAGAAGCCCAAUCGUCCCUCAAAUGACUUUCCCAUCGCCAAGACGGACUCCCUGGCGGUCUUUCUCAACUACGAGCGAGAUCUCAGCGUGGCGCCGUCAAUGUCCGAGAAGGAGCUGAAGGACAAGAGCAACAGCCUGCGAUCGCAGCAGAAGACGCCAGCAGACUCCCCGGAAGUGGCGGACAUUCAGAUCCGUCCGCUGCGAUUGGCGCCACUGGAGAAGCCGCCGAAGCUCACGCCGAUCACGCUGGAUCAGAUCCUUAAGCCGCACGAGAAGAUGGACAGCGGCACGUUUAUCGAUCCAAAGCUGAUAAAUCUGUGUGAUAAUCUGUCGUUGAAUGUGGGCAAGUUGUCUUCGGACUCCUCCGAGACCGUGAGCAGCAGCGGAUCGCGCGAGACGAUGAAGUCACCCUCCAAAGUUCCAGAUAAUCGCGUCCAGAGCAACAACCAAAGAAACACCUGUGCGGAGAAGAAGAAUUCACACUUGAGGCGCCAAGUGAAGCUGGACAGGAACAAUAUCCUCUUCGAUGCCCCCAAGAGCACCCCAGCAGACGCUCCAGAUCCCUACAGUGAUGCCUAUGAUCAGACCAUCGAGCUGAUGGAUGCGGAGCCGCGGAAAAUUCCAGCCAACUUCGAUGAGCUCUUCAAUGAUUUCGACUUUGAGGAGUUCCUCACGUCCUUCGAGGACGACGAGCAGUUCCCCAUCUUCAGGGACUACAAGGAGUUGAUGCUGAGCAGACAGAGACGCGUGAAGGACAAGGCAGAUGAUCACUGUCUGGCCAGAUCGCCGCCACAGGAGAAGACGGACAAGCGUGAGGCACCAUCGCAGUCCAAAGAAGAGCAAAAGAAGCAGGAAGUCGCCGAGGCGACCGAGGAAGACGUGAGCAGCCCAGAAGUACCCUCGCCGAUGGAGCCCAUCGACACGAACUACGCCGAGAAGGCGAAAUCCGCCACGACGCCGAAGCGCGACAGCUUCGAAGAGGCUGAACACCAGCUGCUGCAGAGCGUCCGGGAGCUGGAUCUCAUGUGCACGCCCGAGGAGGAGGAGGCCAAGUCUCUGCCGGCGCCGCAGCUCUGCAAAUUCUGCCACGAGUGCGGCUCGCGCUUCCCCGUGGAAACGGCCAAGUUCUGCAUGGAAUGUGGCGUGCGGCGGAUCGUUAUGUGAAUUUAAACAUCUUU